GCGCGGGGCGGGCGGUCGCUGCGCACCUCGGCCGCCCUGCGCGGCUCCAGGAACCUGCUCAAGAAAAUGCUCCGCAAAACCAAAAAGAAGUUCUGUAAUGACAGUCCAGCCGUGGAGUCUAAAGUGGUGUUUAAACCAACCACGCUGGCCUCUGGAAUGAAAGUUGACCAGAUAAAAUUCAGGAAAGAAGAUAACGUACGCUGCAGAGUCUUGAAUAACCUCAUUUAUAAAGCUGUGACAGAGAUGAUGAGUACCUGCGAAAUUAAUCAAGAACUUUAUAACCUCAAGCUAGAAAUCUGCAAGGUGUCCAUGGCAUCGAGGUUCUCAGCAUGUCGUAUUUACUGGAACCCUUUGUCCACCACGGAAGAAGAAAGCUAUGUUGAAAGUGUGCUGCAGAAGAGUGCUCCACGUAUACGGUAUCUUCUGAUGAGUCAGCAGAUUAUAGGAAAUGUGCCACCAAUAGUAUUUCUAAAAGACAAAGAAGCAGCAGCUUUAAAAAAGAUUGACGAAUUAUUGUCAAUUGCUGAUUUUGGACCGCCAGAAGAAGAAAACUUGCCUCUAAAUGAUUCCAGUAAAGCAGACUCUUCAGCAACAGAAUCUUCAGAUUCGUUCGUCCGGUCUAAUCUUUUUGGUAUUGAUCAUGAACUGCUGAAUAAGCAGAUAAUGGAGUACAAAAGGCUGAAAGUGCCGAAAGAGCCGGAAGGCAUCGCCUGGAUGGAACAGCAGGAGCAGCAGCUGUCUGUGAUUCAGAAGAAAAAGAAAAAGAAGAAAACCAGGAAAGCCCCUGACGAUGACAUUACCCCACAGAAGUACUUACUGGACAAGUACGAGGCUGAGUGCUUGGAUGAGAGCACUCAGCCUGGCUCUGACUAUGAGCUGGAGCAGGAGCUGCAGGAGGAGCUAAGCAAACUGGGGGCAGAGGAUGGCGAAACCGAAAGCCACCCUACGGUUCAACCGAAGUGA
Tinamus guttatus (white-throated tinamou) is the source of this 963-nucleotide messenger RNA. RefSeq names its product ribosome binding factor A (gene RBFA). NCBI's taxonomy places the organism in Eukaryota, Metazoa, Chordata, Aves, Tinamiformes, Tinamidae. The record is from RefSeq and is a predicted model, not a curated record. Gene Ontology annotation, biological process: rRNA processing.